AUGGGUGGCUCCAUUAGGGCGGUCAGUGACAAUUGGUCGAGCAAGCGGCCCUGUGCCGAGGAGAUCUACUGCGAGGAGCAGCGCUAUGGCAGAAGAUACGAAGACCACCGCCGAGAACCACCCGUUUCUACAGCAUUCGGAGCGCUCAUGAGUCGGGCACGUCUUGUGCGAUUUGCAACCGGUCGACGGGCGCUGGUCCGGUCGGCUAUCAGGAUGACGAUCCGAUCUGCGACCGUGACGAGGGCUUUCGGGGCAAUUCCGCUGAGGCAUGCAGAUGCUGGCCGAGAGGGCGUGACGCAGUUGGCAGCGUUCGCUCGGAUCUUCGAACAUGUCAUGGCGAAGAAGGCGGAGCGGCGGGCGCUGGAUCUGCCGGAAGGAGAGCAACCGGACGACUUUCUAAUGCUUCUGCGGCCUGAGAUUAAUCUGGCUCGGCUGCAACUGGAAAUGAAGGGGCAGUACCCUGAAGCGCCCUUCGAGACAGAAGAAGUCGUCGGCUUGCUGAUGCCGAGCCUGCUCAAUUCGGUCCGUUUUUCCAUUGUCAGAACGAUGACCAUGAAGUUGCAUGCUGCUGAAGCGGAAGGACGCUUGGUAGGGGAGACCGCUCGCGAACGGCGCCGUCACUUUCUCGACGGUCUGCGAGCAAACUACGCAGCCCAGAAGACUCUGGCGGCCAAGCCCAUUCUUUCUUCUCUCGUUAUGCGGCAGAUCCAGAAUUGGCGGGAACGCAGCUUGGAAUUCUUGAUGCGCCUGACGGAGGAUCGACGGACUCUGCAAGAGCGCUUUGCACCUCGAGGGCUGGGCCGACUGACCGAGGUAAACACAGGCUACAGCGAUCCGCACAGUGGUGGGCGCUCGGUAGUGGUGGUGCGAUUCGACUCAGGGGUACGGGUCGUUUACAAGCCCCGCUCUUUGCGGGUAGAGGAGGCCUGCCAUAGCCUCCUUGCCUGGACUUGCAAAAAAGGUUUCGAGCCGGCCUUUCGGCCUCUUUCGAUCCUGAGCCGAAUGAACUACGGAUGGAUGGAAUUUAUCGAGGCCCGGUCUUGCGAGAACGAGGAGCAGGUGCAGUGCUUCUACAGGCGCCUGGGGGGGCAACUGGCGCUGCUUUACCUUUUGGAAGCCAGCGAUCUUCACUACGAGAACCUUAUCGCGCACGGCGAGCAUCCCAUCCUGGUGGAUCUGGAGUCGAUCUGCCAUCCCUCUCUCGGCGAGCUGGAUGCGGCCGGAUCAUGGUCUUUGCCAGCCCGAGAGACGGUGCUGGGAGUUGGGCUUCUGCCACAGAAGUUGAGUUCCGACCCUGGGACUGGCAGCGAUUUCGGGGCCCUCCGUGAGAUGGCUGGGGCCGAGGUCGAGACGACUCUGCUCCAACCACCAAAGGGGCGUGACGAACAGGCCCGAUUCGAGCGAUGCAGGGUGGCCCUUGAGGGGGGGGCAAAACGUUCCCCGGCUGCGAGAGGAAGCAGUCCAUCCUGUGGAGGUCCUCUCGCGGGCUUCGCUGAGGUCGAGACCCGGGUGAUCUUCCGACCAACGAGCGUUUACGGCCGCGUUUUGGUCGCCUCUGUCCAGCCGCAAUUCUUAACGGACUCGGCGGCCCGCGAGGCCCUUUUUGGCAAACUUGGGGAGGUAGCUCAACGCUAUCCGUGGCUGGAAAAGCUGGCGGUCGCCGAACGGCGUGAUCUCGAACGGGGAGAUAUUCCCCGAUUCACGACCACGCCGAACUCACGCAACCUCUGGGACGCCAUCGGAGAGGAGACCCCGAGCUAUUUCCUUGAGAGCGGCCUUGAAGCAGUCGGUCGGCGGUUGGCGAGUCUUGGUGGUGCGGACCUAGAGCGGCAGCGCUGGGUUCUGGGGCAGUCUAUUGAGCUCCUGAAGCCGCCAGCAGCACACGACACGCGCCAUCCUUGCAAAGCACCCCAGCUCACAGCUGAGUCACCGUCACCCGUCGACUUUUUGGAAGCCGCUUGCGAGGUGGCGGAUCGUCUUCGCGCCCUCGUUUUCGAAGGCCCUUGGGGCGCCCACUGGAUCACCCUGCAAGCGAGCAACCCGAGUAAGAGGUUUUUGGGACCUACUGGCUUGGCCCUUUUCGAUGGCCUUCCUGGCAUCGCUCUUUUCUUAGCCCACUUAGAGAGUCAUGGUGGGAGGCCGGAAGAUCGGCAUCUCAAACAAGAGGUGAUGAAAAGCAUCCUGGGCCUGAUAGAUCGCCAUGGUGAUGCCUUCAAGAUUCUGGGCGGAUACACGGGAUGGGGCGGCUUGCUCUACCUUUUUUCUCGACUGGAAAAGUUGGAAGGGGAGGAUCGCUGGCGGCGCCGCAGCGCGCAAGCAACGCAGCGGAUCGCCGCUCUCGUCAAUUCAGAGCCCCCAGAAGCUCUCGGCACAGACAUCAUCUCGGGAGCCGCUGCGGUAGCGCUCGGAGAUUUGAUUCUGGCUGGCGCGGUGGAGACGCCGGUGGGGAAAGGGUGGCUCUCAGAAGUAGGUCUUCCGUUGGCAGGAUUCUCCCACGGCGCGGCGGGAAUCACCUGGGCUUUGUCACGCCUUCAUUCAGCGACCGGCGAGCCUCGAUUUCUACUGGCUGCUCAAACUGGGCUUGAGUACGAACGUAGCCUCUUCGAUCCCCGCAGGGGGAAUUGGCGGGACCUCCGCAGCCCUGAGUCCUUCAUGGUCGCAUGGUGUCACGGAGCGCCCGGCAUAGGGCUGUCGCGGCUGUUGCCUUCCGACCUCAGCGACCCAAAGACCCACGAAGAGUUAGAAGUCGCCGUGCAAACAACCCUCGCGGCGGGUUUCGGAGGCAACCAUUGCCUCUGUCAUGGCGACCUGGGCAAUUUGGAUUUCCUGCUCGAGACAGCCUUGCAUAGUGGCGAUGCGGCUCUCAAGAGAAGAGCCUAUCGUAUCGCCGGCGGCUUAUUGAAAAGCCGCCGCGAGACCGAUUAUCGGUGUGGUCUCGGCCUCGGAUUCGAACCUGCGGGUCUAAUGGUCGGGCUCGCCGGGAUCGGCUACGAAUGGUUGCGCCUGGCAGCCCCCUUGGAAGUGCCGAGCUGCCUUCUACUGUCUCAGAAUGCCGCACCUGUCCCACACUUCAACAGAGGAGAGCAUUUAAGAAGCAACUACGUUUUCGGAACGGAGGCCAGCCGACCAGCUUGA
Messenger RNA from Nerophis lumbriciformis (worm pipefish), 3135 nucleotides. NCBI's taxonomy places the organism in Eukaryota, Metazoa, Chordata, Actinopteri, Syngnathiformes, Syngnathidae. The record is from RefSeq and is a predicted model, not a curated record.